This is a messenger RNA of Alnus glutinosa, 885 nucleotides long. RefSeq lists its product as uncharacterized. Bases 1 to 885 code for a protein of 294 amino acids. The record is from RefSeq and is a predicted model, not a curated record. Gene Ontology annotation, biological process: shoot system development; root development. NCBI's taxonomy places the organism in Eukaryota, Viridiplantae, Streptophyta, Magnoliopsida, Fagales, Betulaceae. The transcript has a single exon.
AUGGCCACAUCUCCUCUCAACCAAAAAUCCCAUUACCAUGCUCGCUCCAAUAGCUUGCCAUCCAGACCACACCCUCUCAUUCUACAAUGCAAUGAGCAUUUAUGCAGAUUGGAGGCUUCUGGCGCACCCUCUUCUUCAUCAUCAUCAUUAAGCUGCAAACUAAUUGGCCUUCAGGAUUUGCAUGAUUCUGUUGAAAAGUUGCUUCAGUUGCCCCAAAUGCAACAUGCCUUUGUCCAAAGGUGUCAUGAAAGAUGGGUAGAAGAGCUUUUGGAUGGAUCUCUCAGGCUCUUGGACAUGUGUAGCGCAGCCAAGGAUGCCUUGAUGCAUACAAAAGAAUGCGCACGCGAACUGCAAUCAAUUAUGCGCAGAAGAUCAGGAGGUGACAUGGGGCUUGAAAGGGAGGUUAGGAAAUUCUUGACCUCUAGGAAGGUUGUCAAAAAGGCAAUGCAGAAGGCCCUAAAGGGCAUGGAAGGCAAACAUGCUGACAAAAACCAUGAGAGUCUGCCCAUGGUUAGCACACUGAGAGAAAUAGAAACAGUCACUCUCACUGUGUUUGAAUCCUUGUUGUCCUAUAUUGCCGGGCCAAAGUUGCAAUCAAAACUAAGCAGCUGGUCCUUGGUUUCUAAGUUGGUGCUCCCCAAAAGAGUAGCAGCAUGUGAAAAUGAAGAAACAGAUACAUCUGAAUUUGAGAAGGUGGAUGCUGCAUUACACUCCCUUAUUAGUCACAACACAAGUAAAUCAGAUUACAUCACGCACGUUGAGAAUGUGCAUAACUUGCUGGGGAAAUUGGAGCCAAUUUUUCAAGAUCUUGAAGAGGGACUUGAGUGCCUGUUUAGGCGCCUAAUCAAAACCAGAGUUUCUCUUCUCAACAUCUUGAACCACUAG